UGCCCUAAUUUCGCUUACACAUCAAAGUAAGGAAACAAAGAUAAGGCAUUUUCAUUUCGAAAACUUCACUGUACUUUUACUUUAAUCCAGUUCUCACAUGGUUGCUCCUUCCUCAAUCCUUUAUAUCAAUACUUGAGAUUCUUUUCUGGGUUUUCACUUUGACGAGUUCGUAGUUAUUCUAGUGCUACUACCUCAAUGUACACCAACAUCUCCAAAGUCCAGGCAUUUCCUUUUGCCGCUAAAAUCUCUUCGCAACCCAAAUGCUUCACUUCACCCAACGCCUUAAGGUCUCUAUCUUUACCGCUUGCUUAUCAUCAAAACCACAUCUUAAUGAUCCCCACUUCACAUAAAUUUGGAACCUCGGAAGUGUGGAAGUCAGCAAAUCCGUACGGCUUUAUGCUACAAAUUGCUAGAAGAUAUUAUAGGUCAAGAAGUGGCGAAAAACAACUUCCUUGGUUAGAAGUGGCUAAUGAGGUUCAGGGAGAAGGUAAGGUGGUGGAGAAAGCAAAGAUGACUAGGAUUAGUGGCUCUAUUCAGGAGGGUUCAGCAAAGAAGGUGAGUGGUAAGUCCUCUUGGGAACAAUCCAUUAAAAGGUUAGAUAAAAGCCAUAAAACAACAAUUCCAGAAAUUAAGCCGAGAUCAGCAACAGCUGCAACAUUUUCUAUGAAAGGCGGUGCAUCGACAGCUGCUAGUAAGGAAAGGAAGAGUGGAUUGGUUGAGAAGGCUGGAGAGCACAGGAGUGAUUAUGGCAAAAGGUAUGUGAAGUAUGAUGAUAGUGACGAGGAAGAAGUUGAUGAUGAAAUGGGGGAGGAGAUUGAGGAUCAAAGGUGGGAUAACAUAAAGAAUAGGUUCAAGGGGACGGUGGGGGCAAAGGUUGGAAUGGAGAGACCCGAGUUUCGAAGAUGGAAUAAGCAGGAGAACUGGGGUAGAAAGACAUGGAAAGAGGCCUCUGAAUCUACUGUGCCUAAGAUUGUUGGUGAAGGGAUUUAUGGGGUUGGUCCAGUUUUGGCUGCAUUGUCAGCUGAUCGAAGGGAAUUCUAUGCAUUGUAUGUUCAAGAAGGAUUGGAUUUGAGUAGCAAUAAUAGGAAGAAGAAGGACAAGAAAGGCUUUGAAAGAGUUCUAAAGAUUGCUGAGAAGCUAGAUUUGAGUGUAAAAGAAGCAUCAAAACAUGAUCUGAAUAUGGUGGUUGAUAACCGUCCUCAUCAGGGUUUGGUUUUAGAUGCUUCACCACUAGAGAUGGUGAAAAUAAAGGAACUGGACCCUGUUUCUGUUGAUGAAGGGAAGGGUUCCCUUUGGAUAGCCUUGGAUGAGGUUACUGAUCCACAGAAUUUAGGGGCAAUAAUUAGGUCUUCAUACUAUUUUGGAGCUUCUGGGGUAGUGUUAUGUGCCAAGAAUUCAGCCCCAUUGAGUGGUGUUGUGAGCAAAGCAAGUGCAGGCUCUCUUGAGUUAAUGGAACUUAGAUAUUGCAAGAAUAUGAUGCAAUUCUUGGUGUCUUCAGCUGAAAAUGGUUGGCGGGUUCUUGGGGGCUCUGUCUCCUCCAAAGCUAUUUCUUUGGAUGAGGUUGUACCAGGUCCGCCUACUAUUCUUGUUUUGGGCAGCGAGGGCACUGGUUUGAGACCAUUGGUGGAGAGAUCAUGCACUCAGUUAGUUAGGAUUCCUGGGAACAUUCCUCUCGACCCAAAUACUAGUGAAUUGGAUGGUGAAAGUAAUGAUUUGAAUGCUCAGAGCUCUGGUAGAGAGUUUCUAUCAUUUUUGGCCGUGGAAAGCUUAAAUGUUAGUGUUGCAGCAGGUGUACUUGUUCACCAUUUAAUCGGGAAGAAGUUAGUGGAUUCAUUACCAGAGGUCAAUAAACAGAUUGACGUGUCUGAGUGAGACUGCAUUGCCUCAAUUUAUUUAGUUCUAUCUUACUUAUUGUUUGCCGAUGGAUCACAGCUUUUACUUCUUUGAAUACAGUGUAAUUCCUCCUUCUUCAUUACUUGAUUAUGUAUUCAUAAUACAAUCAUGUAAGAAAGUUGAUCUGUCCUGCCGUGGAGUCGGCUCACAAAUUUUGACUGCAAUAUAACUUGAAGGCUAAAUAUACUUUACAUAAUUAUUCAAAUGAAGGAAAAUUGAUCAAUUAAAUAAAAAA
This is a messenger RNA of Vigna unguiculata (cowpea), 2128 nucleotides long. Its product is annotated as tRNA/rRNA methyltransferase (SpoU) family protein. The record is from RefSeq and is a predicted model, not a curated record. Gene Ontology annotation, biological process: rRNA methylation. Lineage: Eukaryota; Viridiplantae; Streptophyta; Magnoliopsida; Fabales; Fabaceae. Gene Ontology annotation, molecular function: RNA binding; rRNA (guanine) methyltransferase activity. Gene Ontology annotation, cellular component: chloroplast.